AUGACAGCCCGCGGCCAGCAGUGGGCACUGUUCGCGGGGGCGCUAUGGUUGUGUCAGCAGCAGCAGCAGCGGCGGCAGCAGUAUCAGCAGUGGCAGACGCAGUGCUCUCACUCAGAUCAGGACCUAAUCCGCUCCGUGUCUCACUCUGCCAUGGGAGAGCCAUGUCUGUCCGCGCCGCAGCCCGCGCAUAACGCACAAGUCUCGGAAAGUAGUAGCUUCCACCACCGCCGACAGCAGCAGCAGCAGCAGCCGUGUUUGGAGCUUUCUCACCCGGACGAAACCACGGCGUCCAGCCUCAGGACAAGCUCCGAGGUGGGGGAAUCCGGCCGGACACAUCGUUUCUGGCCUCCCCUUCCCGAGAGCUCACUGGAGAAAAUGAAGCGAUUCAAGCGGCACAUUUCUCAGAGGCUACGAGGGAGCCACACCAUCGACGAUUCCUUGUCCGAACUCGCUGAGCAGAUGACCAUAGAGGAGAACGGACUCAAGGACAGCGAGCCCAUAGUGAGGAACGGUCGCCCGCCCUCGGCCCACAGCGUGCACUCCUUCCUGCACCAGUACACGGGGUCCUUUAAGAAGCCUCCUCUGCGGCGGCCUCAGAGCGUCAUGGGGGGCGGCCUGGGCUCGCUCAUGGUCAUGCCUCGAAACGGCAGCCGCCUCGAUAUCGUCCAUGAAAAUUUUAAAAUGGGGUCCGACGGAGAGAGCGACCAGGCCUCCGGGACGUCCUCUGACGAAGUGCAGUCGCCAACGGGAGUUUGUCUCAGGAACCGAGGCAACAGGAGAAUCUCCGCUGAGGAUUUGAACAAGCGCCUCUCUUUACCGGCUGACAUACGGAUACCGGAUGGAUACUUGGAGAAACUUCAGCUCAGCAGCCCUACAUUCGACCAGCCCCUGAGCCGGCGAUCGCGGCGUGCUUCACUGUCUGAAAUAGGAUUUGGGAAACUAGAGACUUACAUCAAACUGGACAAACUUGGCGAGGGCACGUACGCCACUGUUUUCAAGGGGAGGAGUAAACUGACGGACAACCUGGUAGCUCUGAAGGAGAUCAGGCUUGAGCAUGAAGAGGGGGCGCCCUGCACCGCCAUCAGAGAAGUGUCGCUGCUGAAGGACCUGAAACACGCAAACAUAGUGACGCUGCACGACAUCAUCCACACUGAGAAGUCGCUCACACUGGUCUUCGAGUACCUGGAUAAAGACUUGAAACAGUACAUGGACGACUGCGGGAACAUCCUGAGCAUGCAGAAUGUCAAGAUAUUUUUGUUCCAGAUCUUGAGAGGUUUGGCAUAUUGUCAUAAACGGAAAGUACUACACAGAGACCUCAAACCCCAAAAUCUACUCAUCAAUGACAGAGGGGAGCUCAAGCUGGCAGACUUUGGCCUUGCCAGGGCGAAGUCAGUGCCGACGAAGACCUACUCGAACGAGGUGGUGACGCUGUGGUACCGGCCCCCUGACGUGCUCCUGGGCUCCUCCGAGUACUCCACUCAGAUCGACAUGUGGGGUGUGGGCUGUAUAUUUUACGAGAUGGCUGCUGGCAGACCUCUGUUCCCAGGCUCCACUGUGGAGGAUGAACUGCACCUCAUCUUCAGGCUGUUAGGCACGCCCUCGGAAGAAAUCUGGCCCGGGAUUUCAUCUAUUGAUGAGUUUAAAUCGUACAAGUUCCCCAAAUACAAAGCACAGCCACUUAUAAACCACGCACCAAGGCUGGACAACGACGGCAUCGACCUCCUGAUGUCAUUCCUAAAAUAUGAAUCAAAGAAGAGGGUGGCGGCUGAUGUGGCCAUGAGGCAGCCGUACUUCCGGAGCCUGGGGCCCCGUGUGCACACGCUGCCAGAGAACAUAUCUAUAUUCACACUGAAGGAGGUGCAGCUACAGAGAGACCCAGGCUACAGGAACGCCUCCUACCCAGAGUCAGGCACUGGGAAGAACAGAAGACAAAGCAUGCUGUUUUAG
Knipowitschia caucasica is the source of this 1947-nucleotide messenger RNA. The record is from the annotation of a GenBank genome assembly. NCBI's taxonomy places the organism in Eukaryota, Metazoa, Chordata, Actinopteri, Gobiiformes, Gobiidae.